AUGAAGACAGGCUCCCAAAUCCGCCUGUUACUGUGGAAGAACUGGACUCUCCGCAAAAGACAGAAGGUCCGCUUUCUGGUCGAGAUCUGCUGGCCGGUGUUGUUAUUCAUCGGCCUGGUGUGGCUGAGGAAGGCCAAUCCACUGUACCAACAGCAUGAAUGUCACUUCCCCAACAAGGCCAUGCCCUCGGCAGGGAUUCUUCCCUGGAUCCAGGGCAUCUUCUGCAACGCCAACAACCCCUGCUUCAGAUAUCCAACCAGAGGAGAGUCUCCAGGCGUCGUCUCCAACUACAACAACUCAGUAUUGGCACGGUUCUAUGUUGACGCCCAGGAGCUUCUGCUCAAUGAGACCGAAGUCCAGCAGCUCGGCCGUCUCUGGCGCGACGUGUCGUCCUUUUCGAACUUCAUGGACACGUUACGCAACAACCCAUCUGUGCUGUCAGGCCGUGGGCUGAAGAUAGAAGACAUUCUGAAGGAUGACGAAGUUCUCACUGCCUUUCUUCUGCGAGACGCCGGCCUCUCGUCCUCUAUAGUCUACCAGCUCAUCAACGCAAAGUUACGACUAGAACAGUUUGCCUUUGGAAUCCCGGACCUGCAGCUGAAAGACAUCGCCUGCAGCCAGGCCCUGCUGGAGCGCUUCAUCAUCUUCCCCAGUCGCAUGGGGCUCACCGGCGUCCGCAAUGCCAUGUGUGCCCUGAGCCAGCAGAGGCUGCAGAGGAUAGAGGACGUCCUCUAUGCCAACCUGGACUUCUUCAAGAUCUUCAAACUGAUGCCUCAGGUUAUGGACAGCUACUCAGAGGGGAUCGACCUGCACUUCUGGGGACGGGUUCUUAAGGCGGUAUCAGAGAAGAUCCAAGCUCUGUUGCAGCGGGAGAGCUCUCAGGAGCUCCUGAAGGCCGUCUCCUCUCUGUUCCAAGCCGGCGGUCCCCCCUCGUUCUCCAAGCUCAUGUCCGGCGUGUCGAGCCUCUUCUGUGGAUACCCGGAGGGGGGCGGCUCCCGGGUCCUGUCCUUCAACUGGUACGAGGACAACAACUACAAGGUGUUCCUGGGGGUCAACGGCACCAAGAGCCGCAACUAUGUUUAUGACGACUCCGCCACCCCCUUCUGCAACGCCCUGAUGCAGACCCUGGAGUCCAACCCUGUUACAAAAAUCGUGUGGAAUUCAGUCAAGCCCCUGCUGAUGGGAAAGAUCCUGUACACCCCCGACUCCCCUGCCGUCCACAAGAUAUUAAAGAGCGCCAACACAACAUUCGAGGAGCUGGAGAGGCUGCAGAACAUGGCUAAGGCCUGGGAGGAGUUGGGACCUCAGCUCUGGGCUUUCUUCCAAAACAGUGUCCAGAUGAACAUGAUCAGGGACACCCUGAGAAACCCAACAGUGAUGGACUUCGUUGACAGCAGUCUGGGAGACGCCAACUUCACCACCAAAGACAUUCUUAACUUCCUGUACAAUGGUGCGGAGGAGCAGAGGGAGCCGGGCAUGCCCAAGUUUGACUGGAGGAACAUUUUCAACAUCACAGACGAGCUCAUACGCAUGUUCAACAAGUACGGAGAGUGCAUCAAUCUGGAUAAGUUUGUGGCUUACACGGAUGAGUCCAUGAUGACCCGUCAGGCCUUGUACCUGCUGGAGGAGAACAAGUUUUGGGCCGGUGUGGUCUUCACGGACAUGUAUCCCUGGACCACGAGCGUGCCUCCGCAUGUCAAGUACAAGAUCCGCAUGGACAUAGACGCCGUGGAGCGGACCAACAAGAUCAAGGACAGGUACUGGGACCCCGGCCCCAGAGCGGACCCCAUGGAGGACCAGAGGUACAUCUGGGGAGGCUUCGCCUACCUGCAGGACAUGAUCGAACAUGGCAUCAUCAAGCUUCACACGGGCAACGACUGGCCGCUCGGGGUCUACAUCCAGCAGAUGCCAUAUCCGUGCUAUGUAGAUGACCUCUUCAUGAUCACACUGAACCGCUGCUUCCCCCUCUUCAUGGUGCUGGCCUGGAUCUACUCCGUGUCCAUGACUGUGAAGAGCAUUGUGCUGGAGAAAGAGCUGCGCCUCAAGGAGACUCUCAAAGCCAUGGGGGUCGACAACGGGGUCAUCUGGUACACGUGUUUCAUCGACAGCUUCAUCAUGAUGACGGUGAGCACGGCGCUGCUCACCUUCAUCAUCAUGGGAGGGAAAGUGCUGAAUUACAGCAACCCCAUCCUCGUCUUCUUAUUCCUGCUGACUUUCACCGUGGCCACCAUCAUGCAGUGUUUCCUGAUGAGCGUGUUCUUCAACAAGGCCAACCUGGCAGCCGCCUGCAGCGGCAUCAUCUACUUCACCCUCUAUCUGCCGCACGUCCUCUGCUUUGCCUGGCAGGAUCGCAUCACCAAGGGCAUGAAGAUGUCUGCCAGCCUGUUGUCUCAGGUGGCCUUUGGCUUCGGGACGGAGUACCUGUCCCGGUAUGAGGAGCAGGGCUUGGGUCUGCAGUGGGACAACAUCCAGACGAGCCCGCUAGAGAAAGACACCUACUCCUUUCUCACCUCCAUCUUCAUGAUGGUGUUCGAUGCCAUCCUGUACGGCGUCCUGGCCUGGUACCUGGAUAAUGUCUUCCCAGGACAGUAUGGCAUCGGCCGACCUUUCUACUUCCCGCUGGAGCCCUCAUACUGGCAAACUCCUGCACACUCAUACACGGACACAGCUGCCCAAGAUCACGAGAUGCCUGAACCAGACAACGUGCAGAAGGACGUGGAGAGCAGCCACGAGCCGGAGAUGUACACCUGUAACGGCUCGGGCAGCAAGAAAACCUGCAAGCACCAAAGCAAGCGGGAUCGUCUGGAGAGGGAGAGGGAGCUGCUGACGCGACAACAGGAAAGUCCCAACCAGCAGGAGGAGGCUCAGGACUCGGGGGCUGAAGGUCAGUUGUUCUAUGAGGGUGACCCGCUGGGCCUGGUGCUGGGGGUGCAGAUCGAGGACCUGGUGAAGGUGUUCGACGGGAACUCUCGUCCGGCUGUCAACUGCCUCAACAUCAAUUUCUACGAGGGCCAGAUCACGUCCUUCUUGGGGCACAACGGGGCCGGAAAAACCACCACCAUGUCCAUCCUGACCGGCCUGUUCCCGCCUACGUCUGGCACGGCCUACAUUUAUGGAAGAGACAUUCGGACUGACAUGGACAUCAUCCGCUCCUCCAUGGGGAUGUGCCCUCAGUACAACAUCCUCUUCAAACAUCUCACAGUGGAGGAGCACAUCCUGUUCUACUCGCUGCUGAAGGGCCGCACUCAGGCGGAGGCGGAGAGGGAGGUUGAGGACAUGCUGGUGGACCUCGGGCUGCCACACAAGAGAGACGACGAGGCGCAGAACCUCUCAGGUGGUAUGCAGAGGAAACUGUCAGUUGCCAUGGCGUUUGUUGGUGGGUCGAAGGUCGUGAUCCUGGACGAGCCCACAUCUGGAGUGGACCCCUAUUCCAGGCGAUCCAUCUGGGACCUCCUACUGAAAUACAGAGCUGGCCGGACAGUGAUUCUGUCCACUCAUCACAUGGACGAGGCCGACCUGCUGAGCGACCGCAUCGCCAUCAUCUCCAAAGGGCAGCUGCACUGCUGCGGAUCCCCCCUCUUCCUCAAGAACUGUUUCGGGGUCGGUUUCUAUUUGACGCUCGUGCGCCGGAUGAGGGAUGUCAGGAAAAAGGAGAAUGACUGCGACUGUGCCUCCGACUGCUCCUGUUCCUGCUCCAUCUGCACCAAAUACAAAGACCAGUCUCAGAACCAGCUGCAGCACCUAGACAGAGUUCUGGAGGGGGAUAUCGACAGCAUCACUAGCCUCAUCCACCACCACGUCCCCGAAGCCAAGCUGAUCGAGACGAUCGGCCAGGAGCUGACCUACCUGCUGCCCAAUAAGGGCUUCAAACACCGAGCGUACGCCAGCCUGUUCAGGGAGCUGGAGGAGACGCUCGCUGACAUGGGCCUCAGCAGCUUCGGCAUCUCUGAUACGUCACUGGAGGAGAUAUUCAUAAAGGUCACUGCGGACGGAGAAGCAGCGAAUAAUGCCACCACUCCUGAACAGUGGAUGUUGCAGCGGAGACAAUGCGACAAAGUUGGCGAUGAAGGACAUAAUGGCGUGACGGAGACUAACGGGGUUUCCCAUGGUGCAUCAGACAGCAAUGCAGGGAAGGGCUCCCGGCAGGUGAAAGGGGCCACUCUGAUCCUGAAGCAGUUCCAUGCGCUGCUGGUGAAGAGGUUUCACCACGCCAUCAGAAGCCAGAAGGACUUCAUGGCACAGAUUGUCUUUCCUGCCAGUUUUGUCCUCAUCGCUCUGAUCUUCACCAUGAUCGUCCCUCCGUUCGGAGAGUAUCCGAGUCUGACUCUGACGCCCUGGAUGUACGGACAGCAGUUCACCUUCUUCAGUAACGAGCAGCCGUUUGACCCCAAAAUGAAACACUUCACGGAGCGCUUACUGCAAACACCAGGCCUGGGGACCCGCUGCAUGGAUGGAGAACCACUAGGAAUGCCCUGCAGUAACAGCACAUCCGAGUGGGAGUAUCCCGAUGUCUCUCCCGUGGUCAGAAACAUCUUGCUGAGUCCCGCUUGGACCCAGAGGAACCCUUCUCCUUCCUGCCAGUGCAGCACCAGUAAGAAGCUUACCAUGAUGCCCAUCUGUCCCGCUGGAGCCGGGGGCCUGCCGCCUCGCCAACGAAUCGAGGCCACAGGAGACACAAUGCUGGACCUGACGGACAGGAACAUCUCCGACUACCUGGUUAAAACCUACCCCAGCCUCAUCAGAACCAGUUUGAAGAGCAAAUACUGGGUGAACGAACAAAGAUAUGGAGGUCUGUCGGUGGGAGGACAGCUUCCCAUCCUGGACGUCAACCCCAAAGACAUCCAGGCUGUUUUCCACCAGCUGGGACGGAUGCUCAACAUCACGGCGGGUCACUACUCUCGGCUCGCGCUGCGGGAGAUCGGUUCUUUCUUACGAUACAUGGAGAGCGAAUUCAACAUAAAGGUGUGGUACAACAACAAAGGCUGGCACGCCAUGGUGGCCUUCAUGAACGUGGCCAACAACGCCAUCCUGCGGGCCCUCCUGCCUCCGUCCGCCAAGCCUGUCGAGUUCGGCAUCACCGCCAUCAACCACCCUCUGAACCUCACCAAAGAGCAGCUGUCAGAAGUCACAGUGUUGACCACUUCAGUCGACGCUGUGGUGGCGAUCUGCGUUAUUUUCGCCAUGUCCUUCAUCCCCGCCAGCUUCGUCCUCUACCUCAUCCAGGAGCGCGUGACCAAGGCCAAGCACCUGCAGUUUGUCAGCGGGGUCAGCCCUUUAGUGUACUGGGUGGCCAACUUGUUCUGGGACAUGGUUAACUACUGCCUCAGCACCGCAAUGGUGGUCGGCAUUUUCAUGGCUUUCGACAAAAAGUGUUACACGUCACCUUCCAACCUGCCGGCACUAAUAGCCCUGCUUCUGUUAUAUGGGUGGUCGGUGACGCCCAUGAUGUAUCCCAUGUCCUACGUAUUCAACAUCCCCAGCACUGCGUACGUGUCGCUGUCCUGCAUCAACCUGUUCAUAGGCAUCAACAGCAGCGCCAUCACCUUCAUCCUGGAGCUGUUUGAAAACAAUCGGUCUCUGCUGAUGUUCAAUGAGUGGCUGAAGAAAGUCCUGCUGGUGCUGCCUCACUUCUGCCUGGGGCGAGGGCUGAUAGACAUGGCCAUGAACCAGGCUGUUACUGAUGUUUACGCCAGAUUUGGUGAAGAGUACAUACAGGAUCCUUUCCGGUGGGACUUUGUGGGGAAAAACAUUGCUUUCAUGGCAGUAGAAGGCUUGGUCUACUUUAUUCUCAAUCUUCUGAUCCAGUACCGGUUCUUCUUAGACCACUGGUUAUCAGAUUACAAGCAGACUUCAAGACAGGAUGAGGACGACGAUGUGGCGGCAGAGAGGCAGAGAAUCUAUGAUGGAGGGAGCAAGACUGACAUCCUGCAGAUCAGAGACCUCGCUAAGACGUAUGUGGGCAGGAAGAGGGCAGCUGUGGACCGGAUUUGUGUCGGCGUCCCUGCAGGAGAGUGUUUUGGUCUCUUGGGAGUUAACGGAGCCGGAAAGACAACGACCUUCAAAAUGCUGACUGGUGACAGUGAUGUCAGCUCCGGGGAGGCGACCGUGGCCGGUUACAGCAUCUUGACUGAGAUUCUGGACGUGCACCAGAACAUGGGCUACUGUCCUCAGUUUGAUGCCAUCGACGAGCUCCUGACUGGCAGGGAGCAUCUGUACCUGUACGCUCGUCUCAGGGGGGUACCUGAGUCAGAGAUCCCCAGAGUGGCAGAGUGGGGCAUCCAGAAGCUGGGUCUGACAGAAUACGCCGGCCGCUGCGCAGGGACCUACAGCGGAGGCAACAAGCGCAAACUCUCCACAGCCAUUGCAAUGAUUGGUUGCCCGGCGCUGGUGCUGCUUGACGAGCCCACGACGGGGAUGGACCCCCACUCUCGACGCUUCCUGUGGAACGCCAUCAUGAGUGUCAUUCAGGACGGCAGGGCCGUGGUGCUCACUUCACACAGUAUGGAGGAGUGUGAGGCCCUCUGCACUCGGCUGGCCAUCAUGGUCAACGGGACCUUCAAGUGUCUGGGUACCAUCCAGCAUCUCAAAUACAAAUUUGGUGACGGCUAUGUGGUGACUAUGAAAAUCAAGGCAGCUAAGGCAGGCUUGUCCCCGGAUCUGGAGCCCGUUGAGAGUUUCAUGGAGAGCUCCUUCCCCGGCUGUGUUCAGAGAGAGAAGCACUACAACACGCUGCAGUACGAGAUCGCCUCCUCCUCCCUCGCUAGGAUAUUUCAGCUGGUGGUGGCCAAUAAAGAGAGGCUCAGCGUGGAAGACUACUCCGUUUCCCAGACAACACUGGACCAGGUGUUUGUCAACUUUGCCAAGCUACAGACAGGAGAGGACGAGGACGUCACGUUGCAUAGGCGGACGGCAGGUGGAAGAAAAGACAUCAAGAUCUCGCCUGUUCAGAGGAAAACAUGAACCUGCCACCUGUGAAUGCACAGAAACAGAGACUCCGCAGGGCUGUGCUGUAAACCUUUUGACAUUUCGCGAUUUAAAAGCCACUUUGAAUAUUUUACUUUAGCCAGACUGCUUUUUAGCGUAGAGUUGAGCCUGGCCAGUUACCUGCCAAAGUGAAACAGUUUGGUUUUUUUUUCAGUCACAGAUAAACUUUCCACGCCAUGUCUGACUGUCACUUAGACUUGAAAUGAUGUAAAAACAGAUGAUUAUUUAUCUAAUAAGCAGAGAAGAAAUAUAUAUUAUGCUUAGACUGUUUGGCUUGUAUACAUUUGUACAUAUUGUAUGUUUAAAGAACAUUUAAGCACCUUAGAAGCAGUGUUUUUUUUUGUUUUUUUUUUAAAUGUUUACAUUAACGCACUCACCUCAAUUUUAUGUGACAUACUGUACGUAAACAAAUGUCAUGUUGGUUGUUGUUGUUUUGUUUUGUUUUUUUUCCAAAAACACUAUCGCUUCUAUACUUUUCAUUUAUUGCUGUGCAUUCAAUUAUUUAUUUGUCUGCUGUGUUUCAUACGUCGCCAUGAUAUGUUGUUCUCCGAACAAAAUAUUCCUCUUGACGAUUUAAAUUCGAGAAGAAAAAAUGGUAAUUAGAUAAGUAUAGCUGGAAAUAAAGAGGAAUAAUAUUUUGUAUCUGCCCAAGUAUAACUUUAACAUGCUUUAUAUAUCAUGCUCCACACAUUGUUAGCUGAUUUGUACUGCAAUCAUACAAAUAAAACAGUUUCAUAAUG
This is a messenger RNA of Acanthopagrus latus (yellowfin seabream), 7724 nucleotides long. RefSeq names its product retinal-specific phospholipid-transporting ATPase ABCA4-like. The coding region runs from base 1 to 6960 and encodes 2319 amino acids. Gene Ontology annotation, molecular function: ATP hydrolysis activity; lipid carrier activity; ATP binding. The record is from RefSeq and is a predicted model, not a curated record. Gene Ontology annotation, cellular component: membrane; intracellular membrane-bounded organelle. Lineage: Eukaryota; Metazoa; Chordata; Actinopteri; Spariformes; Sparidae. Gene Ontology annotation, biological process: transmembrane transport; lipid transport. The transcript is spliced from 49 exons.